UCUUCAGGAUCCAGCGAAAUAAUUGCUGACUGUGAAAGUGUUGAGUCCAAACACUGUCCGAAUUCUGAUGAAAUUCAGAAUUUAAGUUCACCGGAGAAGGGAGCGACAGUCAAGAAAAGCAUAGACUUCAACAGAUCAAGCUUUCUAGAAGAAUAUAAUUUCAGUCCUGCAGAAAAGGAAACACUAAUGAAAAUUGCUAUUCCUGAAAUUCUCGAAAUCUGGCUGGAGGAGUCUGCCGAAGACUUUCGUCAAGUUCCAACUUACUCUUGUCUCCGGAAGGUACUUUCCUACUUGAACCAGACAGUGCCAGGGUCAGAUGCUGAACAUCGGGCCCAGAAACUCCUGAGUCGGUUUUUGGCGGAGGAAACAGCGGAGAAAGAGAUGUUUAAAGGCUACCGUAGAAGAGUCAGAUUCUAUGUGGGAGAAGAACACGACCAAACCAUCGAACAAGUUGACGAAAAGCUCCUGUCCUACCCAUCACGCUUCAUUGCAGAGCAGCUGACUUUUAUGGAUGCUGAUCUUUUUCGGAAACUUGUGCCCAGCCAAUGUUUAGGGUCCAUCUGGUCUCAACGAGGGAAGGAAGAAAAACAGCAUCUGGUAUCAACCGUCCAGGCCACCAUGACACAGUUCAAUAAUGUUACAAAAUGUGUCACCAGCACCAUAUUAAGACGCCAACAGUUGAAACCAUGGCAGACGGCUAAAAUCAUUGAGAAAUGGAUUGAUGUUGCCCAGGAAUGUAGGAUUUUGCAGAAUUUCUCGUCAGUGCAUGCUAUUACCACUGCAUUGCAAUCAAAUAGUGUGUUCAAUUUGAAGAAGACUUGGGCAGCCGUGUCAAAGAGCAGUAAGACAACAUUUGAAGACCUUUCAAACAAUGAAGAAGAUAACUUUGUAGCGAGUAGAGAGCUGCUAAUGGAGGAUAUCGUUCAGGGAAUUGUGCCGUACCUGGGAACUUUCUUAACAGAAUUUUCAGCACUGGAUUCGGCUUUCCCGAAUUACCAUUCAAAUGGCUUGAUCAACUUUGACAAGAGACAAAAACUCCUCUGAACUCGAGAAACCGCCAAAGCCCAAAAAGAGUGUGUUUAAACGCCUCAGCUGCCUGUUUUCAAAGAGAGGUGUUAAAAUACACAACACUCAAACUAAAAGCUCUGAG
Messenger RNA from Stegostoma tigrinum, 1150 nucleotides. Its product is annotated as ral guanine nucleotide dissociation stimulator-like 1. Lineage: Eukaryota; Metazoa; Chordata; Chondrichthyes; Orectolobiformes; Stegostomatidae. Bases 187 to 1044 code for a protein of 285 amino acids. Gene Ontology annotation, cellular component: plasma membrane. Gene Ontology annotation, molecular function: guanyl-nucleotide exchange factor activity. Gene Ontology annotation, biological process: positive regulation of GTPase activity; Ras protein signal transduction. The record is from RefSeq and is a predicted model, not a curated record. The transcript is spliced from 12 exons.